Vitis riparia (riverbank grape) is the source of this 1016-nucleotide messenger RNA. RefSeq names its product SNF1-related protein kinase regulatory subunit beta-3. Lineage: Eukaryota; Viridiplantae; Streptophyta; Magnoliopsida; Vitales; Vitaceae. The coding region runs from base 451 to 804 and encodes 117 amino acids. Gene Ontology annotation, molecular function: protein binding. The transcript has 5 exons. The record is from RefSeq and is a predicted model, not a curated record.
AUGCUCGUCCUCUUUCCUUCAACCAAACAACAAACCCUACAUUCGAGCAACCAUCCCCAUCCCACCCUCCCUCGCCGUGGUUCCGCUGCUACGCCUCCGCUUCUGCCGCCGAUGCUAGAUCUAGUUGGUGGUUUAGGGCUUUCCGAUUUGGCGUCGUCUUCUUCUUUUGCACAGCAACUACAGGGAAUAAUUGGCCCCAUUGAAUAAAAAGGAGCUUGAUCAGUGUAAGCAUAAAUAGAGGCAACCUUGAAGUGAGUCAGGUUACCAAGGUACCUGGCAUGUUGAAGUCUUAUGUGCAUAAUUAGAGUCGUCUGGAAGAUUCUAUUGCAAAAGGAUUGCAAGAGGAUUUAUAGCUGAAGAAUGUGCAACGUUUUGUUUAAAGGCCACCAAUAUCAUUAUUGUAUCAUCUUAUGAGCUUUUACUGUUUGCCAGUUGCUUUCCAUUUUCAACAUGAACAACCCCUACGGUGAAGAUCAAGAUGACACUACUGUUGUAGGUUUUGAAGUUCCAAAAUCACCUGAUUCAAGCUACAAUAACGUGUACCCUGGGCAUGAAGAUGAGGCAAAGGACCCACCUCCUGUCCCUCCACACCUGCUACACCCCUUGCUCAGCCAUCCGUCAAGCAGAGACACUUCUGGGACUCUUCCAGUGCCGCAAAAUGUGAUUCUCAACCAUCUUUACAUUGAAAAUAGGGAGACCCCACGAUCUGUGGUGGCACUUGGUAUCACUCACCGUUUCCGAUCAAAAUUUGUUACAGUAGUGCUUUACAAGCCAGUUCAAAGAAGUGCUAGUACCAGCACUUAAUGUGCAUACACGUAAACCUUCAUUAGGAUUGCUUGUCUGUCCUUGUUUUGACGGGGAGGAGAGUGAUUACAGAACCCAAAUAGGAAAAUUGAAGAAUGUUUAUCGCCUUGAGAGGCCUAUGAACCUAGAUUUUGUUUCAUCAUUUGACUUUCAAUUUCUCUGGACUUGAAUUAUCAAUGCCAUCUUAUGAGGGUAGAUCCCCCAUUCAUUUA